AUGUUCAAACUUCCAUCAAUCGGGAUAUCAAAUAAACACGAGCCUUUGUUUGCUGGGAUACCACGCUUUCGGUACCAUGAUCUCAAAGGAAAGGAGGAGAUAGGCAGUGGCGGCUUUGGGAAAGUCUUGAAGUGUUGUCAUUCUAAUGAAACUGUGGCUGUUAAAGUAUCACAUGAAGAGGAUGAUUAUUCCAUGCGGAACAUGGCAAAGGAGGCACGACUUCUUCAUGGACUUCGUAGUCCUCACAUUGCCAAUUUCAGAUCAGUGUGCCUUGAUCCACCUUCCAUAAUGCUGGACUUCGAAUGUUUCAGUUUUCGUCCUUUCGGUAUUGAUAGGGAAUUCUAUAACCUCAAAGAGUAUCUGAGUUUUCUGAACAAAUUAGAUGACGCGUCGUUCUUCUUCGAAUUCCUUCCCAAUACUUUGGACGACAUUGUGCAAGGCCUCGGUUAUCUUUAUGGAAAGGGAGUGGCCCAUCGGGAUUUGAAGCCCCAUAACAUUCUAGUUUCGAACCAAAACUAUGCUCAUGUUCGAGCGGAUGACCCUGGGUUCGCGCGUGUCUUUAAAGAUCGACCAAUAACAUGCAAAUUGACCGAUUUUGGAGAGAGUCGGUCAGACUUAAUUCAGACUCGAACACUUGCAAAUGCGAACACACGCACUGUUGAUAGAGGUACGAAUCCGUACCUUGCUCCAGAGGCAAUAGUGCCAAGUCUAAUGCUGAAAUCUGCAACAUCGGCUGAUCUCUUCAAAAUCGACAUUUGGGCACUCGGCAUGACCAUAUUCGGCAUUCUUAACCCAGGUCUCCCAUUCCCGUUUCGCGAAGAAUUCGAGGCUUUGCCGAAAGCAAAAGAUGUUAGGGCUGACCCAACUGAGCAAUUUAAGCAACACAUCAUAAAUAAGCUUGAGAAAGGACAACGGCCCUCACCAUCGAUGAAGUAUGCGAACCUCCAAAAUACAGACUGGAGCAGUAUAAGGAAAAUAUACAGGAUGUGCACACUACAAAGCCCAGCAGCACGGCCGCUUGUUCAGGAUAUAAUUCAGAUGGUUCAGAACACAAGGUAA
This is a messenger RNA of Lineus longissimus, 1059 nucleotides long. RefSeq names its product cyclin-dependent kinase 2 homolog. Gene Ontology annotation, biological process: protein phosphorylation; signal transduction. The record is from RefSeq and is a predicted model, not a curated record. Gene Ontology annotation, molecular function: ATP binding; protein kinase activity. NCBI's taxonomy places the organism in Eukaryota, Metazoa, Nemertea, Pilidiophora, Heteronemertea, Lineidae. Bases 1 to 1059 code for a protein of 352 amino acids. Gene Ontology annotation, cellular component: cytoplasm. The transcript has a single exon.